AAAUGACUCUAGGCCGAGUAAGUCCACAUUCGGCCCAAAAACUCACGGUUGAGCACAAAAACUUGGUGGUUGGUAGCCCAUCAUCAGCUGCUGCCGGUGCCGGUGCUGCUGCGGAGGAGGAGCAUUAACAUUGUUGGACACUUUUGGAACUGGUCCAUUUCUUCAAUUACCCAAAGCAAACCUCUUACCCAAUAACUAAAAGUUUUUUGCAGGGUGCUAGAGACGUUGAAUCAAUUGGGCGUUGAAGAUGCAUCCUCCAUUAACGCUACACAAGCACCCCAUGUGUGCAGAAAUAAUCGAGGAUUUUCAGAAGUGUCAUGUAGAUCAUCCUAUUGGCAAAUUCUUUGGUGAAUGUACAGAUCUCAAAAUAAAGCUUGACCGUUGUUUUCGGCAGGAAAAAGCUGUGAAGAGGAAGGUAAACUUUGAAGAGAGUAAGAAACUGAAGGAAAGGCUACAAGCUUUGAGGACAGAAACUGCUGAGAUAAGCACUGAGAAUCCUGUGCAAGCUUAAUGGAAAGCUGAGGCUUUCUUUUAUGGAUGAAAGAAGGCCUAAUAUCAGAACUCACAAUAUUUAAUACAGAUGGAAUAUAAUGCCCUAUCCUGCUACCACAGAUUAGCGACCAAAUGGGAUACAAGUCGAUGCCAUAUUGCCGAUGGCGUUGUCCUCUAUUCGCUUUCAUUUCAUUGAACUUCAGUUACAUUAGUUUCUUUGGUUGCGGGAAUUAGUACUAAGACAACAGAUGUGCAAGAGGAUGUUUCGAAAAAAAAUAAAAAUUUGAGGAAUGUUUUUCCAAGAGAGAUGGCAACAACAUUUGAUUCAUUUUCAAUAUAAAUUUCAGUGGAACUGCGGUUUAUAAUUAUAUGUC
Molecule: messenger RNA, 866 nt
Organism: Prunus mume (Japanese apricot)
Lineage: Eukaryota; Viridiplantae; Streptophyta; Magnoliopsida; Rosales; Rosaceae
Product: Cytochrome c oxidase biogenesis protein Cmc1-like protein
Cellular component (GO): mitochondrion
Source: RefSeq, a predicted model, not a curated record